AAUCAACAUUUUUCGUUCUAAAAUCUAUCCAUUUCAGACUCGCAAGCGGAAAGAACGCCACUGCAGUUGGAUUACGCAGAUCAUUUUUUGGGGUUUUGGCAAUUUGAUGUUGUUGCCUCUGCGUUUAAUCUUGCGGAGUCUCGAUUGAGAGUCUCCUAGGGCUUCAUUUCCUCAAUUUGCAUAUAUCUUUGAGUCGAAUUCGAGUUUUCGAUUCUUUCUCUUGUUCGUUAGGCUACGGUGCAUCGGAUUCAUGAAAUUCUCGGUGAUUUCAGCUCUUUUGAUUGGUUUAAUUCUCUUUUCUCCGUUGAAAUGCAUUCACGGCGAGGAGGCUAAGAAAAACAAAUUUCGGGAACGAGAAGCCACCGAUGAUGCCCUUGGAUAUCCUCAGAUAGACGAGGAUGCUUUGUUGAAUACACAAUGUCCAAAGAAUUUGGAGCUAAGAUGGCAAACGGAAGUGAGUUCUAGCAUAUAUGCUACCCCCUUGAUCGGUGAUAUUAACAGUGAUGGGAAGCUUGAGAUAGUGGUUCCAUCUUUUGUUCACUACCUUGAAGUUCUAGAAGGUUCUGAUGGAGACAAAAUGCCAGGGUGGCCGGCUUUCCAUCAGUCGACUGUGCACGCUAGUCCUCUUCUAUAUGAUAUAGACAAAGAUGGUGUGAGGGAAAUAGCUUUGGCCACAUACAAUGGAGAAGUACUCUUUUUCAGGGUGUCAGGAUAUAUAAUGACAGAUAAGUUAGAGAUACCACGUCGCCGUGUGCGCAAGAAUUGGUAUGUGAGUUUAAAUCCAGAUCCAGUGGACCGGUCUCAUCCAGAUGUUCAUGAUGAAAAACUCGUUACAGAAGCAACUAAAACGAAAUUAAUCUCUCAAACAAAUGGAAGUGUUUCAGAGUUUAACCAUACAACCGAGACCGCGAUCAAUGGAAGUGUGACUGAACUAAAUACUUCGGCUACGAUACCAACUCAAAUAUUGAAUACUUCAGAUACAGUGGAUAAUAGUACGGUGAAUGACAGCAAGGUUGAACAGGAUAUUGUCCUGCCUACAAGCAUGGCCAAUAACGCUUCUAUGAAUGCUACAACUGGAAUACUCGAUAAUAAGAAUGGAACUGGGACGAGUAGACGGCUUUUGGAAGUUAGUGACUCCAAACAAUCUCAAGACGAUGGUUCUAGGUCCAAGGCAGGCGGUAGUGGAGAUGGGCAUGUUGCCACAGUUGAAAAUGAUGAAGCUUUGGAAGCAGAGGCUGAUUCAUCAUUUGAGAUAUUCCGUGAAAAUGAUGAGCUGGCUGAUGAGUAUAAUUAUGACUAUGAUGACUAUGUUGAUGAAUCCAUGUGGGGAGAUGAGGAGUGGACUGAAGAUAAUCAUGAAAAAGCGGAGGAAUAUGUGGAUAUUGAUGCACAUUUGUUGUGCACUCCUGUUAUAGCUGACAUUGACAACGAUGGGGUAUCUGAAAUGGUUGUAGCCGUUUCAUACUUUUUUGAUCAUGAGUACUAUGAUAACCCAGAGCACAAGAAAGAAUUGGGUGAUCUUGAUAUUGGGAAAUAUGUAGCUGGGGCCAUUGUUGUUUUCAAUCUGGAUACAAAGCAAGUGAAGUGGACGACUGAACUAGACUUGAGCACAGACUCUGCAAACUUUCGUGCAUAUAUAUAUUCCUCCCCUACUGUCGUUGAUUUGGAUGGUGAUGGGAAUCUGGAUAUUCUUGUUGGCACAUCCUUUGGCUUGUUCUAUGUCUUGGACCAUCAUGGCAAGGUGAGAGAAAAAUUUCCUCUUGAAAUGGCUGAUAUUCAGGGAGCUGUUGUUGCAGCUGAUAUCAAUGAUGAUGGGAAAAUUGAACUUGUGACUGCUGAUACGCAUGGAAAUGUUGCUGCCUGGACUGCUCAAGGUCAAGAAAUUUGGGAGACGAAUCUAAAGAGCCUUAUCCCACAGGGUCCAUCCAUUGGCGAUGUUGAUGGGGAUGGUCAUACUGAUGUGGUGGUACCGACGGUAUCAGGAAAUAUAUAUGUUCUCAGUGGCAAGGAUGGGUCAUUUAUUCGUCCUUACCCAUAUAGAACCCAUGGAAGAGUGAUGAAUCAAGUUCUUCUUGUUGAUCUGAACAAACGCGAUGACAAAAAGAAGGGGCUUACUCUUGUCACAUCAUCGUUCGAUGGGUAUUUGUAUCUCAUUGAUGGACCUACAUCAUGUGCCGAUGUUAUUGACAUUGGCGAGACUUCAUAUAGCAUGGUUCUGGCUGACAAUGUUGAUGGUGGAGAUGAUCUUGAUCUUAUUGUCUCCACCAUGAAUGGAAAUGUUUUCUGCUUUUCAACUCCUGCUCCCCAUCAUCCUCUCAAGGCAUGGAGAUCAACUAAUCAAGGAAGAAACAACAUUGCAGUCCGGCACAAUCGUGAAGGUGUUUUUGUUUCACAAUCAUCUAGAACUUUCCGUGACGAGGAAGGCAAGAACUUCUGGGUGGAGAUUGAGAUUGUAGACCGCUACAGAAAUCCAUCAGGGACUCAAGCACCAUAUAACGUCACUACAACCUUGAUGGUUCCUGGCAAUUACCAGGGAGAGAGGAAAAUAAAACAAAACCAAAUCUUCAAAGAACCGGGCAAACAUCGGAUAAAACUUCCAACUGUCAGUGUUAGGACAACAGGCACUGUUUUGGUGGAGAUGGUUGACAAGAAUGGACUCUAUUUUUCGGAUGAGUUCUCCCUCACAUUCCACAUGUAUUACUAUAAGCUCCUGAAGUGGCUUCUCGUCCUCCCAAUGCUCGGAAUGUUUGGUGUGCUCAUGAUCUUUCGCCCACAAGAGCCCGUACCAUUGCCAUCAUUUUCGCGGAACACUAACCUAUGAUCAUUGCCCCAUACAAAAUGCGGAGACAGAUUAACAUGAAUGAAAAAGGUAUCCCUAAACCAAGAGCUGGAUGAUGCGCGAAUUUUUGUAAUACCAUGCGUUUAGUGUUGAUUGUUCAUCUAAUCUACCGACACGUCGUACUUGAGACGGAUUGGGAAUUUUUGAUGAUGGAGUAAUGGGGUUUCUUAUGAACAUACAUCUGGAAGGUAGAUAAUCAGAAAGUGUUGCAAGAUCUUGUCCUUUUCGAGAUCAAAGGGAUUAAGUAGGCGAUACAUUGAUAUAUUUAUAUGCAAUCUAUGUCUCUUCUCC
Messenger RNA from Benincasa hispida (wax gourd), 3130 nucleotides. RefSeq names its product defective in exine formation protein (DEX1) (gene DEX1). NCBI's taxonomy places the organism in Eukaryota, Viridiplantae, Streptophyta, Magnoliopsida, Cucurbitales, Cucurbitaceae. The record is from RefSeq and is a predicted model, not a curated record. Gene Ontology annotation, molecular function: protein binding.